Molecule: messenger RNA, 1320 nt
Organism: Nematocida major
Lineage: Eukaryota; Fungi; Microsporidia
Exons: 1
Coding region: 1-1320 (439 amino acids)
Biological process (GO): G2/M transition of mitotic cell cycle; positive regulation of G2/MI transition of meiotic cell cycle; protein dephosphorylation
Cellular component (GO): cytoplasm; nucleus
Molecular function (GO): protein tyrosine phosphatase activity
Source: RefSeq, a predicted model, not a curated record
AUGAGCAGCAUCGAGUCCGAACUGGACGCCAUCGUCUUUGACGAGCACGAGAUUGAAGAGAUAGGAAAGAGUUUUGUGCAGGGCAUCUGCAAGGGAGCUAAAAGGCCCAUUUUCAGCGUAAAUUUCAACAAAGCAUCGGGGCCUGGGGGCUCUCCUGGAGCCGUUGAAGCUUUCCCUGAGCCAGGAAACUCUAUCGUGCAGGCUCCCAUAGAAAGCGCAGAAGUUGGCGCGCAGUGCGCAGAAAUUAGUGUGGUGUUUGCGCCAAUUAGCGCAGACUGUGUAGAAAGUAGCGCAAUGUUUACGCCAAUUAGUGCAGAAUGUGUAAAAAAUAGUGAUAAAAAUCCAGAACUUAGUGUACAGUGUGCAGAAAAUAAUGCGUCCUGUGGGGGCUCCCAAAGUGUUCCAGAACUUAGUGCACAGCGUGUAAAAAGCAGUGGCAAGCCCCCAGGAGCUAGUGCACAGCAUGUAAAAAACAGUGCAGUGUUUACGCCAAUUAGUGCACAGUGUGUAAAAAAUAGUGGCGAAAGCCCAGAGCGCAGUGCGCAAUGCGCAGAAAGUAGCAUGCCCCGUGGAAGUUCCCGGAGUGCACCAGGAGUUGGCACGCAGUGUGUAGAAAAUAAUGCGGGGCUUGCACCAGAUAGUGCACAGUGUGUAAAAAAUAGUGGCAAAAUCCCAGGACUUAGCGCGCAGAGCGUAAAAAGCGGCGGUGAGCCCCAGACAAAGGGCGACAAGACCCCGGAAAAGACAGGAAUGUCCAAAAUCGCCUCCCCACUGGGCGACUCCACGAACAGGCACCGCCUCUCCCCGACUCUUACAAGAGCUUCCACGCACACUCCCCUCCACUGGACCCGAAAAGUUUGUAUCGAAAAAUCAGAAACUCACACCGAAAACCCGCCAAAACCAAUUCUUCCUGCGAUAGGAACAGGCCCAAGCGACAGCAUUUGGCGGGUUUCAGUCCACACGGUUUUCCACCUUUUGCAGACAGGCCAGUUCCUUCUUGUGGACUGCCGGUUUGCGUACGAGUUCGAGGGCGGGCAUAUCCACACGGCCCUUAACAUAAGCUCGAAAAAAGAUAUGAAUUUCCUUUUCCGGAAAUUAUUGCACAAAAAAGAAAAAAAGAAAUUUGUGAUAAUUUUAUACUGUGAAUACUCCUCGGUUCGCGCCCCAAGAAUGGCACUUUUUUUGCGAAAUCAGGACCGGCUGCAAAGCACAUAUCCGGAGCUGCUUUUUCCGAACGUGUACGUGAUGGAGGGCGGGUACAAGGACUUCUUCCGCUCUUACCCGGAAAUGUGCGUUCCCAGAAACUACACGCCGAUGUAA